AUGGUGACGGGAAUAGAAGCCACUGGUGUGGCGUUGGCCAUUCUUCCCUUGCUUGUGAACCAACUGGACAACUAUGCGCGGGGCCUAGAAAAGAUAAAAGCCUUUCGGCGAUAUAAGUGGCAUUUGGACGACUAUUCAACUGGACUGAGUGCGCAAUAUGCCAUUUUGCUGAAUACCUUGGAGCUGUCUCUUGAAGACGUUGUUGAUGAUCACGACGAAAGAUCUGAGUUGAUCAGCAACCCUAAGGGGCCAGGGUGGAGUGAGAGAGGGUUUCAACAACAAUUGAUCGAAAAGCUCGAUCGCAACUAUGUUCCUUUUACCCGGACGUCCAUAUCAAUAAAACCGCUGAACGCCCUAAAGUUUUGCAAAGUCUUUUCCGCCGCAAUUUACCAGGAUCUCCUCGAUAAAAUUGACAAGGCCAACCAAAUCCUGAAGACUCUGACCGAGCAGUCUCAACAACGGGAUCAAUCUCGACGCGGCCCGGCCAAAAAAAGGAAAUAUCUGAAUCGAUAUCGAGACAACAGACGACAUGCAAAGGCGAUUUAUGCUAUCAUGGUACAAAAUGGUCAAUGUUGGAGUGGUUCAUGUCACGACGAACACUCCGUCGGAUUCCAGCUUGAUCAAAUCGUCUUGAAUGGAACAAAGGGCUCAAGUGAUGCACUCUUGGACCCAAAUUUCCACUUGAUUCUUCCACCACCAAAAAGAAACAGCGCCUCAAAUCAUCAAGGGCGAUGGCACGAGGUCAAAGUGGUAGCGAGCCCGAACAUCGAAUCCGGUUGCCUUCCUCAAGACCCUCAAUUCCCCGCUCGAACACGAAAAGUACAAUUUACUACAUGUUCACCGGCAACAGUCUGCAUGGAGAAUGUCCACACAGGGCCCAUUCGUGGACUAGGCUCACCAAUCGCCGAUUUAUGCUCCACCCUUGAUCAGUUUGAUACCACGAGUCCAGAGGCGAACUUGGAUUCUAUUGGAUACAUCAGCAGCGAAGAGGCCACAUUCGGAAGUCGAUACCACAUGAGACUAGUACGUAGCGUUCAGCAUGAAAUGCAUGUUCACUCCUUGCAAGAGACACUGAUUGGAACCCCGUCCCUGCCGGACUCUCCGAUUCAAAGAUCCAAUGAAUUAAGCCGCCGCGACAGGCUCCAUCUUGCCACUCUUCUCGCUUUCAGCGUUUUCCAGCUUCACGGAACAUGGCUCCAGCAGAAAUGGGGAACAUCCGAUGUGCUUUUUGUUCGACAACCGCAAUCUACCUUUCCUCAAUAUGAGCGGCCGUACCUUUUACGGAGUGUUCGGAGAUCAUCUGAGACGGGCUUCAACGGGGCAGCAUCCGAAGUAUGCACGGACUCGAGACGACGCCAGAUUGCAAAUUACAUUCUCUUUCCGCUUGCGCUUGCGCUGAUCGAACUCUCACUGGGGAGAGCGAUCUGUACACUCGCGCGACCUGGAGAUGGAGAAGCCUCUGAGCAAGGUUCACAAUUCAAUACUGCUGCGAGACUGCUGCGUGACGUUUACUGCGAGAGCGGAUCGAGCUACGGUGAUGUUGUUAAGGAGUGCUUGUACUGGUCUAAAAGCCAAGGCGAUGGCUUCGAGGAUCCUCACUUCGAUGAAUCCGUGUUUGACACUAUUGUCUCACCUCUCCUGAAAGACUUUGACUAUUUCGACGGCAUCUCCGCUAGGGUAUACUAG
Messenger RNA from Penicillium arizonense, 1686 nucleotides. RefSeq lists its product as uncharacterized. The record is from RefSeq and is a predicted model, not a curated record. NCBI's taxonomy places the organism in Eukaryota, Fungi, Ascomycota, Eurotiomycetes, Eurotiales, Aspergillaceae. The transcript has 2 exons. Bases 1 to 1686 code for a protein of 561 amino acids.